AGGGAGGGAAAGGGGCGGGGCUAGCGUCAGAGUGGGAUACAACAGCACACUCUCUCUCUCUCUCUCUCUCUCUCUCUCUCUCUCUCUCGUUCUUUCUCUUUCUAAGCAAGAACGAUAUAGAUAUAGUAGCACGCGCGGUCUCGGCUUGGCGUCGGUUAUGUUAUAUUCGCAUAUACGCGUUUUCUUCAGUUUCAUAUUAUCUGCUACAUAAAAGCAACAAGUGUAAACAGUGAAAUACACAGUUAAAUAAUGGAUCUCACUAGUUCAUCCACCGACGAUGAAAAAAUUAUUCCAAAAAAAGUUUUAGUUCUAUCAGAAAAUUAUGAACCAACCAAUGCUGCCACACUUCUACAAUAUACAGGAGGAGCAGCACUACUUGGACUCGAUACGCACAAAAUUCCACUUAUUUUGUCUGGAGACAUUAAUAUUAAUUUUGCAGAUGACAAAUCGGAGCCGUUAAAAAAAUUUCUUAUAGACAAAUUUAAUUUAACAAUGAACAACAGUUCUUCACAAUCGACGACUAACUAUGGCACCACCAUCGAUGCCGUUUUCUCUAGAUUUAUUGAUAAUAUACAGUCAGAAACAUAUACAUGUUAUUUUAGUUACCACAAACCUAUCGUAUCCAUUAUCAACUGUGAUAAAUAAAUCCAUAUACAUUAAAUUGUAUUAUUCUUUGUACAUAUUAAAAAUAAGACUUUCAAAAAUAAA
This is a messenger RNA of Nasonia vitripennis (jewel wasp), 708 nucleotides long. RefSeq lists its product as uncharacterized. The coding region runs from base 250 to 645 and encodes 131 amino acids. The transcript is spliced from 2 exons. The record is from RefSeq and is a predicted model, not a curated record. NCBI's taxonomy places the organism in Eukaryota, Metazoa, Arthropoda, Insecta, Hymenoptera, Pteromalidae.